Linum tenue is the source of this 1010-nucleotide messenger RNA. The record is from the annotation of a GenBank genome assembly. NCBI's taxonomy places the organism in Eukaryota, Viridiplantae, Streptophyta, Magnoliopsida, Malpighiales, Linaceae.
CGUCAAUUUAACGAUUGGCCAUAUUCAAGUGAGUGGUGAGUUCUAAUUAUUAAGGUAUAUGGCUGCCUCCACUUUGACGAUCUGUAGUGCUGCAAUGAGCACCAACGGUGCUACUGCAGCUGGCGCCUUACUGCACUCAUCUCCUCCAUCCGCCGCAGCUAGAUUCGUACCGUCGUCUCAAACCAUGGCGAUGAUGAUCAAGAAGGCUGGAGCAAUAACCGGUUCGACCACAGAUCGCAGCAUCCACUUCGGAGGACGAACCUUCGACAAGGCUGGAGCUGCGGGUUCGACCGGAGGUGACGGCAGUCUGAUUCCAUGGGACGUAUUCAGCAAGGCCAAAGCUACUUGUCCGACCACAAAUCACAUCAUUCAUGUCGGCAAGGCUGGAGCUGUUGGUUCGACCAAAGGUGACGGCAGCCUGAUUCCAUGGGACGUAUUCGGUAAGGCCACCGGAGCUACUCGUUCGACCACAGAUCACAUCAUUCACGUCGGCAACGCUAGAGCUGCUGGUUCGACCGAAGGUGACGGCAGCCUGAUUCCAUGGGACGUAUUCGGCAAGGCCGGGGCUACUUGUUCGACCACAUAUCAUAUCAUCCACGUCGGCAACGCUGGAGCUAUUGGUUCGACUGGAGGUGACGGCAGCCUGAUUCCAUGGGACGUAUUCGGCAAGACCGGAGCUGCUUGUUCGACCGGUGGUGACGAUGUUGGCAUUGUCCUCCCUGGGCUUAAUCGGCAAGGCUAAAAAGGCUUGAAGCGGCGGCAAAAUUGAAACGGAUGGUGUUGUUAAUUUCAACCGGAGGUAGUAACUACCGCCUUACGGGCUACGGCUCGUCCUUUGUGCCAUCCGUUUUUGAUACAGAUGUCACAUGUGUGUCCGUUCUCUCCUUUAUCUUUAUGCUAUCUAUGCUACCUGUUCGUAUUUGUGAAUGUUUUCCUUCAAUUGUUUCCUUUAUUAUUGUUGAGAGACCAUUUAGGAUCCGAUGGCUAAAUCAUGUGAAGCCAAUCAAGUA